Molecule: messenger RNA, 1880 nt
Organism: Sycon ciliatum
Lineage: Eukaryota; Metazoa; Porifera; Calcarea; Leucosolenida; Sycettidae
Product: carbohydrate sulfotransferase 14-like
Exons: 3
Coding region: 479-1468 (329 amino acids)
Biological process (GO): carbohydrate biosynthetic process
Cellular component (GO): membrane
Molecular function (GO): sulfotransferase activity
Source: RefSeq, a predicted model, not a curated record
ACCGCUACCGUAUUCGCUUGUACUGUACUAUUGAUAGUAUUGUCGAGUGUAGUGCAGCAUAGCCAAGCGAAGUAGCGCUAGAAGUAACCGUGUCACCUAGGCUAGUGUAUGACCAAAUUCUACCCGGUAUCUUUGAAAAACCCCUUUGAGCGUUGCAAUAAAUAUCUCGAUGUGACUAUCACUUUGCUACCUGUUGGCUGAGUGUUGCAGUCAGUUACAAAACGUCGUUCUUCUAGCGAACGAAACGAGUUCUUUGGCACCUGGUCAGUGAGACUGCCCGAGCGGCAGUGUGCAGUUUACCAGUGCUAGUGGUGUACGAUCCAGGUACCAAUUGAAACAUAUAAGUGGCUACUUUCAUUAUCAAUGAAAUCAUUGCAGAACUAUGGUGGAGCCAGCGAUCUGAGACUGAUCCCAGCGUGAUCAUCACCUCACCUACUCAUCGUGCGCGCAAGAGUGUGGUGAAGUACGCUGCAGGACAAUGCUUCGACCAGGGAGAAGAGCAGGGAAUACGCAGCAGCAGCUGCAAGCCUGGGUCAUUCUGCUGAUUGUGCUACUUGUUGCUAGCUUGGAACACAUCGUUCUACUGGAUAUGUUCAAAGACAGACUUGAUAUUGGAGCGGCAUUGUCUAGCCAGGGAGUGGCGGAGAAUUCCUUCGGCUUUUCACCACCAGUCUUUGAAACCCAACUAGCAAGGAAUGAAACACGAUGGAAUGUCUGUGAUUUUCAGCGGUCUUACAAAAACCUGUCACGGACCGAGCAAACUAUUCUGCUGAAUCACCUGAUUGUCGAACCAAACACACGGAUGAUCUACUGCUAUGUUCCCAAAGUAGCGUGUACUAAUUGGAAGAAUACUUUCCGACGUCUCCAGUCACCCAACUAUGAUCUUCCUGAAUGGACUGAACACAACGAGGGUAUGAAGCUGCUAAGUACGUAUCCCCGAAAGCAGGCUGAGCUCAUGCUCAGAACCUACUUCAAGUUUGUGUUUGUUCGCCACCCCUUGUCCAGACUGAUAUCGGCCUUUCGUGACAAAUUCACAAACGAGCCAUACAUGAAAGAGCGCUACGGUGUGAACAUCAUCAAGGAAUGUCGUGAAGCGCCGACGAAUGGUAAAGUGACAGGGGAUGACGUUACAUUCAGUGAGUUUGUGUGUUAUCUCCUCCGCCAUCCAGUAGAGGAGUUUAAUGAACAUUGGAUGCCAGCGUAUAAGCUAUGCCAACCAUGCUCAAUCAACUACAAUUACAUUGGAAAAUAUGAGCACCUUGAAGAAGACGCGAAUGCAGUCCUCCAUGCCGUGGUACCGGAAUCAGGCCUGUCAUUUCCUCAUCGGCAGGCAAAAUACCGUCCUGCCCACAACGAAGAGAAGAUCAAGCUAAUGAACGAAAUCUCUUCUACAACUAUGGAGCAGCUGGAGACUGUCUUCGAUCUGGAUUAUCGGAUAUUUUCAUAUGACAAGAAGCCCACACACUAAUUUUCUGUAACAUAUAAUAAUAAUAUAAUAUUCGCAGGAUCCGCCGAACAUAUGGCAAAUUAUAACUAAUCCACUUCCAAAAUAUGAAAAAUAAAAAAGAAGAAGAUUGAAUACAGAUGAGUGUCUGAUAUUCUCCUUUACGCGAUCAGUAGUUGAAAACUGAUAUUUUGUAACAGGCUGCAUGCACAUUUUCCUCUUUCACAGAGUACAUUUUUAAUGUUAGGUACAAAAUUAUUUUUGUGCACGGAAUGAUCUCUUUCAGAUGAGCAACAGUCACAUAAUUUCUCAGUUCCAGUCAGUCCUAUUUCCUUCCGUCAUGAUAAGGGCAUUCACUCGGCUCCCUGUGAUAAUGCCGAAUGUACUUAGUCUAGUAUUACUUUCUCCUUGUGCCAAGAAGAGUGGUUUGAAAUUA